UUCAAUUUCUUGAAAAAUUUUGGCCAAACUUCCACCAUUCCACUGCCCCUUCAACAGCUCAAAGCUAUGGCUGGGCUCACCAGCAGAUUCCCUUUCAAACCUCUCUUAUCCCAAUCCUCCGCCACCACCUCCUCCGCCGCCGCCUCCUCUUCCUCCUCCGCCGCCGCCGCUCCUCCCUUCCGAACCUCAAUUUCCCCUCUCCCUCUCUCCUCCUCUGAAUCCAAUGCCUUCGGAUUCCGCCUUCACAACUCCAAUUCUCUGCGUCUUAUCGUCUCCUCUCCAAUUCGUCGCUCUGUAUUUGCUCGAUUCGGCGGUGCUCCUCGAUCUUCAGGACCUGCGGAUUCUAAGCGCUCCGACGAUGAUUUUGGUCUCGAUGUUUCCGCCAUCAGGUCAAAUAAUGUGAGACUUAUUGAUGCACAACAGAACAUGGUUGGAAUCGUGUCAAAGGCCCAGGCCAUUCAAAUGGCUGAAGACGCUGAACUUGAUUUGGUUGUAUUAUCACCCGAUGCAGAUCCUCCAGUUGUCAGAAUAAUGGAUUACAAUAAAUAUAGGUAUGAAUUGCAAAAGAAGAAAAGAGGACAGCAGAAGAAAAGUGCUGCAACUCGCAUGGAUUUGAAAGAGCUUAAAAUGGGUUAUAACAUUGACCAACAUGAUUACUCUGUUCGUUUGAAAGCUGCAAGGAGGUUUUUGAAGGAUGGGGACAAGGUUAAAGUUAUAGUGAACUUGAAAGGUCGUGAGAAUGAGUUCAGAAAUAUAGCAAUUGAGCUCAUCAGACGUUUCCAGGAUGAGAUUGGGGAGCUUGCAACUGAAGAGGCCAAGAACUUCAGAGACAGGAAUAUAUUUAUUGUUCUAGUUCCUAACAAGGCUGUUCUACAGAAGGCUCAAGAACCCCCCAAGAAAAAGGACAAUCCCGCCAUAAAUGAAGUUUCGGCUGGUGUUUAAGCUCGGAAAGCGUCGAGCUUGUGCCUAAAAUAGAACGGUUAGUCGCAACAACCUUAGUCUUCUUUAUCAUAGAGAAAUCAGAGAGGUUAAUGUAUAAUGUUUUGUUUAAUCUUAUGAAUCAGACUGUUGUUCAUCUUAUUUAUUUAGUGGAAUGCUUAGAAAUCAGAGUUGUUGUUACUAAUCCUUUUGAAAACUUGAACUUUUGUAGCAUCAGUUUUUCUGGGUAGGGAAUGGAGAUGUUAUUUUCUCCGCGGGGACGCCCAUAACAGGGCGAGCUUCCGUGAGGCGGCAGUGAGGGACAUUGUCCUUGUCACCUAAAUGCGGACGGGCAAUACGUACUCUAUCCCGCCCCAUUCUUGAUGUUGUUGACAUUUUAUCAAUAUUUCUUGACAUCUAUAUUUUACCCUUUGUCGACAAUAUUUUCUUAAUAAGACGAUAUUUUACCCUU
Messenger RNA from Momordica charantia (bitter melon), 1390 nucleotides. Its product is annotated as Translation initiation factor 3 protein. Gene Ontology annotation, biological process: translational initiation; ribosome disassembly. The record is from RefSeq and is a predicted model, not a curated record. Gene Ontology annotation, molecular function: translation initiation factor activity; ribosome binding. NCBI's taxonomy places the organism in Eukaryota, Viridiplantae, Streptophyta, Magnoliopsida, Cucurbitales, Cucurbitaceae.